CUCCGCCUGGACGCAGCUACUGCCGCUGCCCUCUCCCCACGAGGCUGCCCGAGAGGGACCCCCAGCUCGGACUGGGCCGCCCUGCUUCCCAACCUCCUCCUGCCUCAGUCUCCCCAGCUCCCUCCAGCCCUCUCGGGCCAGGCCGUCUCAGAUCGAUCCGCAUCCUGCCCCAUGGCCUCUGCCGCGCGGCCCCUGACACCAGCUCACAUUUUCCUUGAGAUGUCGCCGUCUGGUCGCCUGUGUCUCCUCACCAUCGUGGGCCUGAUUCUCCCUACCAGAGGGCAGACGUCAGAGGAAGCCCCAUCUCUUUCUCCACUGGACUCAACGACUGUAAACAUUCAUGACCCAGUCCAGACGCCAGGCCCAGUCUCCCCAGAACCCAAAUCUAACCCUGAGACCUCCACCCAACAUGCUGAUGAAACAACACAAAACCAGACAGAAACCCUGACCCAGCAACCGACAAGAACAGAUGCUCUUCUAACGACGGAUCCAGGGACGAGCACCAGCCGCAAGGAAGGUACCACAAUGCUCUCCAUGAGACGAUCCCCGAGCAAACACAGCAGUAACAACCCACAGACUCCCAGGCCACCUGGUACGGAUGAGGACAACCCCUUUCUCUAUGACAUAGACACUCUCCGGAAACGGGGGCUAUUGGUCGCGGCUGUGCUGUUCAUCACAGGCAUUGCCAUCCUCACCAGUGGCAAAUGUAGGCAGUGGUCCCGUUUGUGCCGGAAUUAUUGCAGGUGAGUCCAUUGGCUAUGGGAGCCGACCACCUGAGGGACAUCCCAAGACCAAGCCUUCCACCAACUCACCACGCUCAGCCUCCUCCCUCCCCUCAAAGAGCCUACAGAAUGGUCAGUAUGAGAAGCCCAGCCUGUGCUGGAAGACAUGAAUGGAUGGAUGGAUGGAGCAGAGCUUGGGCUGCUGGCCUGAGUCCCCACCUUCCAAUCCCACCUGCCUCCGAGGCCUGCCAGCCUCCCUGGCAGCUUCCCCUGAAGUUGUGCACUCUGUUCAGUCAAAAGUAAAGCACUAUGGUCUCA
Messenger RNA from Tupaia belangeri chinensis (Chinese tree shrew), 1040 nucleotides. It is a transcript of the gene FXYD5, whose product is annotated as FXYD domain containing ion transport regulator 5. Gene Ontology annotation, molecular function: sodium channel regulator activity. The transcript has 10 exons. The coding region runs from base 172 to 747 and encodes 191 amino acids. Lineage: Eukaryota; Metazoa; Chordata; Mammalia; Scandentia; Tupaiidae. The record is from RefSeq and is a predicted model, not a curated record. Gene Ontology annotation, biological process: regulation of sodium ion transmembrane transporter activity. Gene Ontology annotation, cellular component: membrane.